GCCGAAACAAGGCCGCAUUGCCUCGCAAUUACCUACACCGGUAAGUACACCGUCCUAGCCUCUCCUAGGUCCUCUAUAUCCCUUAAAUCUCUGCAUAAUAACACGACGACUUGAUUACAAGUCUCCAUCAACCCAGAGUCCUAACAUCUCCUUUCAUAUGGCUAUUCAUUCCCUCGUAUAAACACGUUGUAAUUGCUGAGACCCUUUACUACCAAUCCACCAUCAGUCCCAACAUACGAAAAGUUCCCUUUAAAGUAGGAUCACACAUCCCAUCCGACCUGACUUUUUACCACCACAUCACUAUAUACACAAUGACUUUGUCUCGUCGAAGCUCAAAAUCUAUGAGCACUAGUCCAGCAACAUCCUCAUCUAGUCUCUCUCCUAUAUCUCGGCCUACUUCUUUGAUGGCACCCUCUCCGGGAACUUCUUCAAAAAAUAGCAGUGCUCGAACGUCUCCAAAUCGCAACGCAGUCGAUUUACCCCGAACUCAAGUGGCUAGUAAAGGUGGAUGUUGGACAUGCCGACUUCGUCGCAAAAAAUGCGACGAACAGAGAGAAGGUGACUCAUGCAGGACUUGUAUACGUUUGACGAUCGAAUGCCUGGGAUGGGGGCCCAAACGACCAGAGUGGAUGCGGGAUAAGCAAGCCGUAGAAGCUUACAAGGCUGAUAUCAAAGCCCAAUUGACGCGUGCAGGAUUGAUACGGGGUCAACCGCGGUCAUCUAUGCUACAAGCCCAGGCCGCAGCUGCAACGGGACCGAUGAGGACACGGCCAAUGAACACGCACCGUUACUCAGCUCCCGCGACGACCACGAACAGCCCCUCCAAUUCACCUUCUCUGGGAUUGGGCCUUGAUUUUGGUUUUGGAAUCAGUCCAUACAUGGACCCACACCAUCUGCGACAUGAAGCCCUUCUGCCCGGAGUCCCCGGUGCAUCGAAUCCGCAUUUCCAUCAGCUACCCGCUGCUUCCUUCAGUGACCCACAUCUCAACGAUCUUGAUUUAAAUUGCUCAUACUUCCAGUCCCCCCCAGUAGCCACACUUCCGAAUCUCGGCCUGGAUUCCAACGACUACGAUAUCUCCUCCGUCGUUAACCUUCACCAACAUCAAACAAACGGAGGGUUUGAGUUUAAUGUACACGCACCUCCAGAGCUGAAUUUCCCUGUGGUUUCCAACCAAAAUUCUAUACAGGAAAAUCAUGUAAUGUAUUACUUUGAGAACGUUCGUUCUGCCCACUUCCUGUUCGCGGGAAACACAACAACAAACGUAGUUUAUUCGUUAAUUGUCCAAGAGCCGCGAGGAGCUGUAACGAACGCCGUAUGUGCACUCGCCAGUCUGCAUUUCACUCGAAAGAGAGUAGCAGAAGGCCUCGAAGCACCAGACCCGAAUCCUGAUCACUCGACGGCAAAAUACUUUUACGACGAGUCGUAUUUCCAACUAGCCAAUGCCCAGCAAAUCCGAGGCCAGUACAACGAAAGCGACGUCAUCGCGGCAUUGCAUCUCGUCUACUUUUCGCAGAUGUCGGGAGGAUCAAUGGACUGGACGCCUGUGCUCAGCAUCGCAUCGGACUGGCUAUCUCAAAUUGGUUUACCGGACGAAGAAGACCCGAGAUCAGUGUUGAACACCAUGUCCCUUUCGGCCCAGAUAGCUGUCAAAGGCACGAUGUGGAUAGAUAUCUUCGCUAGUUUAACCUCGAUGCGCCCACCCAAAUAUUUUAUGUUAUACCAACGCCUUCUGAGCCAUUCAGCAUGGUCUACAGAUGUGAAUCCCUCCCACCCCCAAGCUCUUCCAAUGGAAACAUUGACGGGCUGUCCUGACGACGCCCUGCUUGCGAUCGCGGAGAUUUCCGCUUUAGCUCACUGGAAAAGCAUGGAACGAAUCAAAGGGACCUUAAACUAUAGAGAGCUUAUCCAUCGAGGGGACAUUGUUGAACAGCGCUUGCGCCAGAGACCCGACACCCCUGUCUUCGAGAAGGAUGCGCCACUGCACCCAAACCUCUUACAACCUUCAAUAACGGAUGUUAUAUUUCCAAAUGAGGAAGUGCGGAAACUACUUGCCAGCAUCUUCCGCGCGACUGCCUUAUUGUAUCUUCACACGGUUCUUCAUGACUCUAAUCCUGGGGUAUCUGACAUUAGUGUCUCUGUGGACGGGGUAGUCCAACUAAUUCACCAGUUGCAGCCUUCGAAUGUCGAUCGUGUGAUAGUUUUUCCUAUAUGUCUAGCGGCCUGUAUGACAGAUGAUCUUAUCCAUCGAGACUUCCUUAAAGGAAGGCUUCAGGCUCAGGAUGAGAGCAUAGGAAAUCUGAUGAAAGCCAGAUUGUUGAUGGAAGCGGUAUGGCAGAAACGGGACGUCUCAGGAGGGACAGUGGACUGGCGAGAAACAAUGCGGGAUCGAGCCUUGAACUUGCUUUUGUUAUGAUUAAUUGACGACUAUGCUUCAGACUUUCAGAAUAGUUAUACCCUCAACAUAUUUACCCACCUUAAAAUAAUUCUCGUUGGCUACCAUGUAUCGCGUAUAACCUCCUUUGUACUAUUAUCUGCAUCUGGUUAAAAUGAGGCUUCCCUCUAGAUUUUUAUUGAAUACAAAUCCUCUAGGGUGAGGAUUUCAGCAACUUGUCAAUCCUUUCAAUUUCGGUUUAUUUUGGUGAGUACGCACCGGCGACCAUAUGGACUUGGGGUUCAUCGGAGUUACCAAAAUAGGCUUGGCUUCACAACCAUGUCAUCGUCAGCUACAAAUUACGAGUCUACAACGGCGAAAAAGGCAGUCAGCGUUAUCUUCAUGACAAAAGAUAAUAAAUGCUUACCUUUGAAGGGUUGGACAAAGAUC
This is a messenger RNA of Lentinula edodes (shiitake mushroom), 2822 nucleotides long. Its product is annotated as fungal-specific transcription factor domain-containing protein. The coding region runs from base 312 to 2414 and encodes 700 amino acids. The record is from RefSeq and is a predicted model, not a curated record. The transcript has 8 exons. Gene Ontology annotation, cellular component: nucleus. Gene Ontology annotation, biological process: positive regulation of transcription by RNA polymerase II. Gene Ontology annotation, molecular function: transcription cis-regulatory region binding; DNA-binding transcription factor activity, RNA polymerase II-specific; zinc ion binding. Lineage: Eukaryota; Fungi; Basidiomycota; Agaricomycetes; Agaricales; Omphalotaceae.